AUGGGUUCCGUCGAAGCUUUGAACAACCUCAAAACUUGCACUCAACUCGGAGGCGGUCCACCCGACGGCCCAGGGGGUGAGGAUCGUCUUGCGCUUGACAGAAGCUUGUGGCCAAUUGGUUCAGAGCUAACUAUCAACAUGUGGGGCCAAAGCGAUUUUGUCCAUGGAAAGGUCAUUCAAUAUGCCAACGAAUGGUCUCUCUACGCAAACCUAACCUUCAAAUUCAUGGAUCGAGACGCCCCAGGCGACUCCGACAUCCGUAUCUCAUUCACCUCCGGCAUUGACUCUUGGUCCUACAUUGGAACUGGUGCGAAAACAAUUCCACAGAGUGAUCCUACCAUGAACUUCGGCUGGUUCGACGACGAGACCUCAGAUGAAGAGUUCAGCCGGACCGUUAUCCACGAGUUCGGCCAUGCCAUUGGAUGCAUCCAUGAGCAGGCCUCACCGGUGGUGGAUAUCCCGUGGAACAAGCCAGCAGUGUAUGAGUACUACCUAAGAGAAGACGGCUGCGAUAAGGCGAAAGUGGAUGCAAACGUUUUUGAGAAGGCGGUGCAGGCGAAUACUCUGAACACGAGAUUUGAUAAUACUUCCAUCAUACCUUCAUCAUGCGCUGCUACCCGAAGGAAGGGAUUGUUCGCAACACCCAAGACGGCGUCUAUCUUGUUCGGCAACAACGACGGGCAGCAGGCUGAUGACUACGCGGAAGUGUCAAAUGAGGGAUUUGCUUGGUGGGAGAAUGGUUGUGAAGUGCCUUUCGGAAGCGGUGACAAGGUGAAAUGGACUCUGGCUGAAGAUGCUGGAAAAUCGCCGCUCUACAGCAGAGUCGGGUUUGCGGACAAGGGGUCCGAGAAGUGGAAUGUGUACAGGGACGACGGCCGUGUUCUGUACGAGCGCGAUGGAUGGCAGGUCUAUGCUCUUUUCUGGGCCUUUUAG
Molecule: messenger RNA, 933 nt
Organism: Venustampulla echinocandica
Lineage: Eukaryota; Fungi; Ascomycota; Leotiomycetes; Helotiales; Pleuroascaceae
Exons: 4
Coding region: 1-933 (310 amino acids)
Biological process (GO): proteolysis
Molecular function (GO): zinc ion binding; metallopeptidase activity
Source: RefSeq, a predicted model, not a curated record